CCGCCAUGUCUGGACGAGGAAAGCAGGGAGGCAAAGCUCGCGCUAAGGCUAAGACUCGGUCAUCUCGGGCAGGUCUUCAAUUCCCGGUUGGUCGUGUCCAUCGACUGCUCCGCAAAGGAAAUUAUGCCGAGCGGGUUGGUGCUGGUGCUCCGGUAUACCUUGCAGCGGUGCUCGAGUACCUGACUGCCGAAAUCUUGGAGCUGGCAGGCAAUGCUGCUCGGGACAACAAGAAGACUCGUAUUAUUCCUCGCCAUCUUCAGUUGGCUAUCCGAAACGACGAGGAACUCAACAAGCUGCUGGGCAAGGUUACUAUCGCCCAGGGUGGCGUCCUGCCUAACAUCCAGGCGGUGCUGCUUCCCAAGAAGACCGAGAGUCACCACAAACCUAAGGGCAAGUAGAGUGUCUUCAGCUAGGGCUUAAGGAUAUAAUCCUCGCCUAUCAACUAAA
Messenger RNA from Gracilinanus agilis (Agile Gracile Mouse Opossum), 447 nucleotides. RefSeq names its product histone H2A type 1. Gene Ontology annotation, cellular component: nucleosome. Gene Ontology annotation, molecular function: DNA binding; protein heterodimerization activity; structural constituent of chromatin. Bases 6 to 398 code for a protein of 130 amino acids. The record is from RefSeq and is a predicted model, not a curated record. The transcript has a single exon. Lineage: Eukaryota; Metazoa; Chordata; Mammalia; Didelphimorphia; Didelphidae.